Messenger RNA from Anolis sagrei ordinatus, 3866 nucleotides. RefSeq names its product inactive phospholipase C-like protein 2. Gene Ontology annotation, molecular function: phosphatidylinositol-4,5-bisphosphate phospholipase C activity. The record is from RefSeq and is a predicted model, not a curated record. NCBI's taxonomy places the organism in Eukaryota, Metazoa, Chordata, Lepidosauria, Squamata, Anolidae. Gene Ontology annotation, biological process: release of sequestered calcium ion into cytosol; lipid metabolic process; phosphatidylinositol-mediated signaling.
AGCAGCAGCAUCGCAAGCGUCGUCUCUGGGAAGGCAACCCGGCUUGGUGGCUGUCAUUCCUUCCUUCUGGGUCCGGCUCUGGGCACGCCGUUGGGUCCGGGCCGGUGCGGCGGCUGCUGGGAGCCCCCGGGGGGCAUGGCGGAGGGCAGCCCCGGACUCCCCGCCUCGGGCUCGCCCCGGCCCGGGCCCCACAACGCCCCCCGCAAGCCCCGAGCAGGAGCCCAGCCAGAAGAAGACGCCGAGGAAGCUGGCCCGCCUUGCACCAGCCGAGACCCUUCCUCCGAAAGGGAGCAGCAGCCCCCAGGCCUGGCCAGGAGCGCCCCCGCCGCGGGCAUCAUGAAGGAUGGGUCCCGCCAGCGUCCCCUUCAACAGAAGAAGAAGACUGUCUCCUUCAGCACCAUGCCCAGCAACCGCAAACUCAGCAGCACUGCUGCCUGCAUUUCCUUCAUGCUUGAGGGCUGUGAAAUGAAGAAGGUGCGUUCCAACUCUCGCAUGUACAGCCGAUUCUUUGUACUGGACACAGACUUGCGCUUCAUGCACUGGGAACCUUCUAAGAAGGACUCGGAAAAAGCCAAGAUUGAGAUCAAGUCAGUGAAGGAAGUACGGGUUGGGAAGAAAACACCUGUGCUGCGCUCCAAUGGUCUCUCAGAUCAGUUCCCAGAUGAAUGUGCCUUCUCCAUCAUCUAUGGAGACAACUAUGAGUCCUUGGAUCUGGUGGCCAGUUCAGCUGAUGUGGUGAAUGCAUGGGUAAUGGGUCUGCGGUAUUUGGCCUCUUAUGGGAAGCACACCCUGGAGGAGACCCCUGAGGCUGGACACCCAAAUCCCCGCACCUCCUGGGUCUCCUCUGUCUUUGAGAUUGCGGACCUACAGAAAGAAGGCCGCAUCCCAAUUUCCCGGGCUGUGCAGCUCAUCCGAGCACUUAACCCUGGCAUGAAAGUCUCAACAAUUGAACUGAAGUUCAAGGAACUGCAGAAAGCAGCCCUUGAGCGAGUUGGAGAAGAAGUGAACUGUGAGGUCUUUGUGGAAGCCUACUGUGAGUUGUGCACCAGGCCAGAGGUUUUCUUUCUCUUGGUCCAGUUUUCCAGCAACAAGGAAUACAUGGGCCUGAAGGACUUAAUGAGCUUUUUGGAAGCAGAGCAGGGCAUGGAAGGGGUGACGGAGCAGAUGUGCAGGGAUAUCAUCACCAAAUAUGAGCCAUCCAAGGAAGGACGAGAAAAGGGCUACUUGGCUGUUGAUGGCUUUACUCGCUACCUCCUCUCUGCAGACUGUGACAUAUUUGACCCACAGCACCGCAAAGUCUGUCAGGACAUGAGCCAGCCACUGUCCCAUUACUUCAUUAGCUCAGCACAUGGAGCAUGUCUGGCAGAAGACAGCUGUUUUUGGGGUGGCUCAACUUCAGACAUUGGGGGUUAUGUGGCAGCUCUCAAGGCCGGUUGCCGUAGCUUGGAACUAGUGGUGGGUGAUGGUCCAUCUGGAGAGCCAGUAGUUGGUGCCGGGACACGCCUGGCUUUCUCCAGGGUGGUGAGUGCUGUUGCUGAGCAUGCUUUUGAGAGCUCAGAAUUUCCUCUCAUCCUGUGCCUGUCUGUGCGCUGUUGUGUAGCCCAGCAGAGGCUUGUGGCUGAACACCUGAGGAAGACCUUUGGAGACAAGCUGUACAUAACACCCCCCAACUCCAAUGAGGUCUAUCUUCCUUCUCCAGAAAAACUCAAGGGAUACAUUCUCAUCAAAAGCCGGAAGCUACAUCCCAGCUGCCAAUUGAGUGAAGGGGAUGUCUCUGAUGAUGAGGAGACUAUCGAGCUGGGUUUGCCACUUAGUGAGGAGCACCAGGAUCAGCCCCGCUGCCGGCAGGUCUUAUGCCGUGAGCUCUCCGAUCUAGUGAGCUUGUGCCAGACAGUGACUUUUCAGAGUUUUGAGUCCUCCCGGCGGGGCCAGUCCUAUUGGGAGGUUUGCUCCUUUAGUGAGGUGGAGGCCGGUCGCUAUGCCAAUGAGGAGCCAGAGGAUUUUGUGGCCUAUAACAAGCGCUUCCUGUCACGAGUUUACCCCAGCCCCAUGCGCAUUGAUGCCAGCAAUAUGAACCCUCAGGACUUCUGGAAGUGUGGCUGCCAGAUGGUUGCCAUGAAUUACCAGACACCAGGCCUCAUGAUGGACCUGAAUGCUGGCUGGUUCCGUCAAAAUGGCGGUUGUGGCUAUGUGCUCAGGCCUGCCAUUAUGCGGGAGGAAGUAUCCUAUUUCAGUGCAAACACUAGGGACACCUUACCUGGUAUCUCAGCUCAAUUGUUGCACCUCAAGAUCAUCAGUGGUCAAAAUCUGCCCAAACCAAAGGGCUCUGGGGCCAAAGGUGAUGUGGUGGAGCCAUAUGUUUGUGCAGAGAUGCAUGGUAUUCCUGCUGACUGUGCUGAAAAGCGCACCAAAACAGUGGUGCAAAGUGGUGACAAUCCAGUCUUUGAAGAGACUCUGGAAUUCCAGGUGAACCUCCCUGAACUGGCGAUCCUCCGGUUCAUGGUGCUAGAUGAUGAUUACAUUGGAGAUGAGUUCAUUGCACAGUACACCAUCCCCUUUGAGUGCCUCCAGAUGGGCUACCGUCAUGUUCCUCUUCAGUCCCUCGCUGGCGAGCCUCUUCCCAAUGCUACCUUGUUUGUCCAUGUGGCCAUCACCAACCGGCGGGGUGGAGGCAAAGCACACCGCCGGGGGCUAUCAGGACGCAAGGGGAGGCGCUUGCGAGAGUAUACAUCCACCAAGGCCAUGGGAAUCAAGGCCAUUGAUGAGGUGUUCCGCACUGCCACACAGCCACUGCGAGAGGCCACAGACCUGCGGGAGAACAUGCAGAAUGCUUUGGUUUCCUUCAAAGAACUAUGUGGCUUAACACCAGCAGCCAACAUUAAGCAGUGCAUCCUAAAGUUGGCCACGUGGCUUCAGCCUAGCGAAAAAGAGAGCCCCCCGGCAGUCACCUUGAAUCUAGGAGAGGAGUACCCAUCCAUGGAAGCCCAAGGGCCUGUCCCACAACUCCUGAGGAAAGUGCUUGCUGCUUUUGACACCAUGAUCCAGACAAGUCGGACGCUAAUUGAGUCAGCAGAUGCUGUUCAUGCCAAGAUUAUCCAGGUGCAACAAACAGGGAUGGGUUUUCACAAGGAGCUGCAUCGCUUGGAAACAAAGGAAGGCCUGAAAGGACGGAAGAUGCAGAAAGCUCUAGAAAGUUUUGCCUGGAAUAUUACCGUUCUCAAGGGCCAGGCUGACUUGCUGAAACACUCCAAGGCAGAAGCGCUGGACACAUUGUGGCAAAUACACAAUGCUGCACAGUCCUGUGGCAUUGGGCAGAACGGAGCCGCCUCUCCUGACCUCUUUCGUAGCCGAACUGUUCUCGAUCCCAUCCCAGAAACGGAAGGACCCAGUGAUGCAGGGUCUUGCUGACUUUGGAUGGCUAAACCAAGAGAGAAGAGAGGACUUGCGGUCAGAGUGGGUGCCAUACAGAAACAUUGACAUGUGGCAGAUUUGUUUAAAAGAGAGAGAAGAAAACACAUGAAGUUCAGUUUUCCUUCUGACCUGAAAAGCAAAUAGAAGAGUGCCAUUCAAUUUCCAAGUAUUCAUGUGUGCAACAAGCACUUCAAUUUCCUUAUCACAAAAUGUGGAGGCUGCCCUGCGUCUUUUGAAUGUGCAAAUUAUGGGAUGGUGGCAAGAGACAGAUUUUACCCUUCCUCUCAGGCAAAACUCAUGAAAAAUAAUCCAUCACUGGAUGGAACAGGUGAUAUACUGUAAUGGGACUUUUUCUGUGUAUUUUGGUGAAACUGGAAAGAAGUCUGUCCAUAGCCAGAAAAGGCUGGCCACCUAAUGUUUUGGGCCAACAAAUAAAUUUUAUCUGGAAACCUUUA